Molecule: messenger RNA, 1452 nt
Organism: Orbilia oligospora ATCC 24927
Lineage: Eukaryota; Fungi; Ascomycota; Orbiliomycetes; Orbiliales; Orbiliaceae
Exons: 1
Coding region: 1-1452 (483 amino acids)
Source: RefSeq, a predicted model, not a curated record
AUGGAUUUGAAUGCUCAAAAUUUAUCGAAUCGUCCACCUGGACCACUUGUUAAUACGCAAGGCCACAUCAGUGUUGAGGCAGCUAGAGUUGUCAACUCUUACUUUCACAACUUGCUUAAAACUGACCAGUCAGAAUUCUCGCCCCGACUUACAGUGCAGGAAAGCGACUAUGACAACCAACCAUUCAUUGGAAUCAGCGACACAUACAUGGAUCAUGUCCGUUCAGGUGGCAUUGUUAUAUCUCAAGGCAAACUUAAAUCCAUAUCCGGAAAUAUUGCGAAUUUGACCCCAUCUGGGGAGCAAAUCGACGACAUUGCGGCAGUUGUUCUAGCCACAGGAUUCAAAGCAUCAGCUUCGCUUUCCUUCCUGUCUGAGGAUAUUCAACAAAAAUUAUCAAUUGCCCCAAACGAUCUCAACAAUACCGUCGCUCUGGCAUUCCAUAGCACGCACCAUCCGGAAGUUCCCAAUCUGGGGUUUGUUGGGUUUUACCGCUCUCCUUACUGGGGUGCGAUCGAGAUGCAAGCACGAUUUGUGACCACUUUGUUCAGUUAUGGUGGCCCAUCAUCCCCUUCAUUACCUGCCAAACUGGCAGAAUCCUUGAAGAAUGAUACAUCAAUCGAGAGGGUUUUCUCCUUAAGAACAGACCCAAGGGCCUCGCAGUUUCCAAUGGGUGAUUAUGCAUGGUUAUCAGAGGAGUUUGGUAGAGCUCUGGAUAUUGAGAAAGUACCAUCCCUAACCAAGAUGCCCAUCUUACCGCCUAAAAAUAAAGAAAUGAAUAUUUUAACAGCGGCAAGAUAUCCUGGCCGCAAUCUUGACGAAACCCGAAGGAAACAAAAUGAAAAUAACUUGAUCGUGACGGAAGAGGUUGUCACAGCAGGCCUGACACAGGGGAGAUUUGUUGCACGCGCCGUGUUCCGCUCACUACUUGGAGAGUGGAAAUUGGAUCGCCAGCUCGUAAGCAAGAAACCUGAGCAGCCCAGUGGUAGGUUUAUUGGAACUGCCACAUUUUCAUUAAGAAAUGGUACAUCACAUGGAAGGGAGGAAGAGUUUGCAAACAUUGAACAAGAAGGCGGUGAUCAGGGAUUCGAAUAUUUAUACGUUGAGAAUGGGGAGUUCGUAGAUGACGCCAAUGGAUUGAGAUUUAACGCAACAAGGCGAUAUAUUUGGCGAUAUAACGAGAGGAAGGAUAAGUUGAGUGUCUGGUUUGUUAAGACCGACGAAGAUCGUACGGCAGAUUAUCUAUUUCAUGAGAUAGAUUUCAUACCGCCGGGCGAGGGAGGGAAGGGAGAGGACGGGUGGAAGGCUAUUGGGAGUCACUUGUGCAUAGAAGACAUGUAUAAUGUCCAGUACAAGUUUUCCUUUAGUUCUGUAAAUCUGAAGCAGUGGAGACUAGGGUAUAGCGUCAAUGGACCUAGGAAGGACUACAGCAUAGAUGGAGUAUAUAGAAGAUAG